CGGAAACGAGGGGUCGACAUCAUGUUGGGCGCAGUUCGCGAUUUGCAAGACCAUACGGCGAGGACGGCACACGGAGUACAGCGAGUCUCAAUUUCUUACCCUGUGCAACUCCUCUCCUUGUCCUACCGAACUCCCUACAAAACUUCCUGCAUCCUGCUGCAACCCAACAGAUCCUGUCACGCCCCAACUGACCAGUCGACAUGUCCGGACUCAAGGCAGGGGACAGCUUCCCUGACGACGUGGUCUUCUCAUACGUACCCUACACCGAAGAAAGCGCCGCCAUAACGGCCUGCGGCAUUCCACAGAACUACGCGGCCUCGAAAGAGUGGAAGGACAAGAAAGUCGUCCUGUUCGCCGUGCCUGGCGCUUUCACACCGGGAUGCUCCGUGCGCCAUCUGCCCGGAUACAUUGAGAAUCUAGAGAAGAUCAGGGGCAAGAAAGUCGAUAUCGUCGCCGUGCUGGCCUUCAAUGAUGCUUGGGUCAUGGAUGCAUGGAGCAAGGCCAAUGGGAUUAAGAACCGGGAGGAAGAUAUUCUCUUCCUCAGCGACCCUGAAGCCAAAUUCUCCAAGUCGAUAGGCUGGAACCUUGGUGAGCGGACCGCCAGAUAUGCUAUGAUAAUCGACCAUGGCAAGGUCGUCUACGCGGAGAAGGAGCCCGGCAGAGACGUUACGGUUUCGGGUGCACUGGCCGUGCUCGCUAAGCUAUGAUGGUAUCAAGUCUAGUGUGCCCGGUGCGAAGUAUCGCAAGCUUCUGCCUCCUGCGAGCAAGCUGCAGAGUUUAUCCGUACAGCCCGGGGAGAACUCUGUGCAUCAGAUCAAAAUCAAUCAUAGAAGAAGAAUAUAAAAUAGAGAUGCCCAGCGAUAUGUUUCAUACA
This is a messenger RNA of Exophiala xenobiotica, 874 nucleotides long. RefSeq lists its product as uncharacterized. Lineage: Eukaryota; Fungi; Ascomycota; Eurotiomycetes; Chaetothyriales; Herpotrichiellaceae. Gene Ontology annotation, biological process: cell redox homeostasis; cellular response to oxidative stress; hydrogen peroxide catabolic process. The transcript is spliced from 4 exons. Gene Ontology annotation, molecular function: thioredoxin peroxidase activity. The record is from RefSeq and is a predicted model, not a curated record. Bases 201 to 707 code for a protein of 168 amino acids. Gene Ontology annotation, cellular component: cytoplasm; mitochondrion; peroxisome.